AUGGAGCAACCACCAGGUUUUGUUGCUCAAGGGGAGAAUUCUGAAAUGACCAAAGAUCUUGGCAGACUUCAAUAUUUCUUAGGGAUCGAAGCGGCACAAUCUAGGCAGGGCAUUUCCAUUUGUCAGAGGAAGUAUACAGUGGAUAUCCUAGAUGAGACUGUUAUCAGGAUUCUUCGAUAUAUCAAAAGAGCACCAGGAAGAGGUUUAUUAUACACAAAUAAAGGGAAUGCAGAGGUGUCUAGCUAUUCAGAUGCUGAUUGGGUAGGUUCUCCUUCAGAUAGACAAUCCACCUCGGGGUAUUGUGCUCUCCUCGGAGGAAAUGUGAUCUCUUGGAAGAGUAAAAUGCAAACUGUAGUUGCCAGGCCAAGUGCAGAGGCAGAAUAUCGGGCAAUGGAAAAUGCAACCUGUGAGUUCGUCUGGCUGAAACAAUUGCUUAAUGAACUACAUCUCUGUGAAUAG
Messenger RNA from Gastrolobium bilobum, 459 nucleotides. Its product is annotated as secreted RxLR effector protein 161-like. The coding region runs from base 1 to 459 and encodes 152 amino acids. The record is from RefSeq and is a predicted model, not a curated record. The transcript is spliced from 3 exons. Lineage: Eukaryota; Viridiplantae; Streptophyta; Magnoliopsida; Fabales; Fabaceae.